Molecule: messenger RNA, 2791 nt
Organism: Sphaerodactylus townsendi
Lineage: Eukaryota; Metazoa; Chordata; Lepidosauria; Squamata; Sphaerodactylidae
Gene: KCTD11
Product: potassium channel tetramerization domain containing 11
Exons: 4
Coding region: 166-1248 (360 amino acids)
Biological process (GO): positive regulation of neuron differentiation; protein homooligomerization
Molecular function (GO): protein binding
Source: RefSeq, a predicted model, not a curated record
GGCCGGCCCAGACGGGGCGGAGAGUCCCUCCUGCCCGCCCCGUCCGCCGGGCCCUCCCUUAUAAAUGGGGGCCGGCGGCGCCGAGCUGUACCGACCGCUGCUUCGCUUCCCUUCCUGCGGUGCGCCCGUCCAGGCUGAAGAAUCGCUCCACGGCUUCUUCCCGGGAUGCCGGACACCUGCGAGGCUCCCGCCCAGGCCGGCCGGCUGGUGACCUUAAACGUGGGGGGGAAGUUCUACAGCUCCACUCUGGACACCCUGACGCGCUUCCCGGACUCCAUGCUGGGCGCCAUGUUCCGCGGCCCCCACCCGGCCCUGACCGACAGCUGCGGGAACUACUUCAUCGACCGCGACGGCAAGACCUUCCGCCACAUCCUCAACUUCCUCCGCUUCGGCCGGCUGGACCUGCCCGAGGGGUACGCAGAACUCUCCCUCUUGCGCACGGAGGCCGACUUCUACCAGAUCCGCCCGCUCUUGGAGGAGCUGCGCCGCGUGGAGGCCGAGCGUCGCUGCCAGAGAGCCAACGCGGUGCUUCACGCCGACGUGGACUACCGCGACCGGCUGCUGCACUUCAACGUGCGCCGCGGACCGCAGAACUACGAACUCUGCACGUGCUCCCUUCAGAUCUUUACGGCCAAUGUUUUCUGCACUGACCCGUAUUUCCUGGCCAUGUUGCGGAGGCGCAUGGGCCAACCGGAUCACGUCAACGGGAAGCUCAGAGAAGGGCUUUCUGGAAGGUGGGUUGGCCGAACCACACAGGAAACUGAGUCUCACGGCUUCAUUGGCCAAUCAGGUGAGUCACAUACUUCGGAGAGGGACUCUUGGAAUGGCCUGAGUUGGGGGGCCGUCAUUGUCAGCAGAGAAUCCGGAAGCGGGAAAAGACCGGGGGACGACGACAACGUCAGGACAAGUAGCCAGUUGAGAAUCGACUCGUACAGUUCAGCUGAUGAAGACGAGGAAACGGCCGAGAAGGCCCUGGACUAUUCCUUGGGCCUGUCCCACGCGGUGACCAAAGAGCGCCAUCACCUCUGCUUGGAGUGGGCCCCCCGCCCGCCAGAGCUACCCGCAGCGGAGUACACAAAGCAGAAAUUGUGUCCGCUGCAGAUGGACGGCAGGGAGAUCCAGACCGCCGGGGAGUUCCUUGAAGAGGUGCUGAGGGCUGCUCUGGCGCAAGGCUUCCGGGUAGACUCGGUUUUUCCUGACCCGGCGGAUAUUCUCAGUGCCCAUUCCUUGCGGUUCGUGCGGCACUGAACGUCUCAGCCGACGCCUGCGGAGGACAAGAGUGUGCAGCGGUCAGCCCGGCCCCGGUGGGAAAUGAGAUGAACCAGCCUCCGAUUCCUGGACCUUCUUGUGCUUGAGGGGCAGAAGCUGGGCUCCGUCUCCGGGUUCCCCGACUGGCCCACCGUGGCUCCCACUGAGAACCCUGGCAUUGAAGACUGCCACCGGGCAACGGUUCAGACAUGCUUAGGGGUCCAGGCACGGCAGUGGUUUCGGGGCAGGAGGGAGCCACCAUGUAGUUACCAGAGGGGUGUCUGUGGGCACAUCUUGAGUGGCAACCGAACUACCUGAGGACGGGACCCUCGACUUCAGGAGGCCCACUGGAGAAUUGUUCUCCUGCAGGCAGUUUCAGUUGUGUGGAUCUGCGGCAGAAGAGAUGGGUUCAAGUCCAGGAGCACCUUGCAGACCAAGAGGAUUGUUUGGGUAUGAGCUUUCCAGUGUCAAAGUUCCUGGAUCCGACGAACGGAGCUUUGGUUCUCGAAAGCUCGUAACCCUGAAAACCUAGUUCAGUGGUUCGCCCCCACGGGCCUAGUUGGUUUCCAAGGUGCUCGUGGACUUGAACCGAUCUGUCCUGUAGGCUGCAUCGUUGAACCACCAUUUAAUCGUUCAGUGGCCUUAAACAGUGUGAUCCUGCGUAUAAAAGGGCUGAAAGAUUUGUCAGGAUCGCAGGAGGGGUUUUAUGCUCUGUGUACCAUGAUCCUCUGUAGGAUUUCUUCCCGGCAGGGCAGGGCAGGGCAGGGGCGGGCUGACGGCUCCAAACUGCCUGGGGUUUUUGCUUUUAGCGCAAGUCAGCCUGGGCGGCUCCCUUUUCCACAUGUCCAGCUGGGUGGGGACGGCAGCGGCGGCUCUCCUGUGCAGGGAGUUACCUGCUGAGCUGGCACUGCUCACCUGCGUACACCUGGCCUUCCUCUUUGUGCCCGUAGCCGCCACAGGCACGUUUUGCCCCAUUAAAUGCUUUGGUCUGUGAUUUGCCUGCUGGCUCUUUUCACUGCGGCAAUUAGACAUGGCUCCCCGUCUGGGGAAUGGGGCAGCAGUCCAACAGGUAGAUUUCCUGCAGGCAGGCAGGAGGGAGGGAAGGUGGUUUUGAACACACUGGAAUGACGCAGUAAAGACCACCGGAACACAGCAACAAAAUAAAGAUGGCCCCACACAAGAUUUCCGGGUACCGUUUGAUCUUGCUGUAAUUUUGCCCCUAUCUGUGUGCUUUGACCCGGCAGUCGCAGGUAAAGCCGAAAUGUGAUGCUGUUCUGUGGAGAAAGGGGCCGUCCUCCUUCGGAAGUGGGAGGAGCCUGUUUGGAAAGGCUCCGCCCUGCGUGUGGCAUCCCUGCCUCAACCCACCUGAGGAGGGCACGGCGGAGGCGUUUCCCUCGUCUGUGGGGUCAGAACCUGGGAACUGGCUGGGUGGGGCGUGUUUGGGAGGGCCGACUCUAUGACCUGAUUUGGCGCUGCCCUUGCGAGGAGGGCCAGACAGGCCUGCGAGGAAAUGGGGGUGCCUAAUAAACGUUGUGGUUUUGCA